Sciurus carolinensis (gray squirrel) is the source of this 9760-nucleotide messenger RNA. RefSeq names its product RNA binding motif protein 28 (gene Rbm28). Gene Ontology annotation, molecular function: RNA binding. The record is from RefSeq and is a predicted model, not a curated record. Bases 112 to 2400 code for a protein of 762 amino acids. Lineage: Eukaryota; Metazoa; Chordata; Mammalia; Rodentia; Sciuridae. The transcript is spliced from 19 exons.
UCCGGGAUCGCUCGGCAAUUCGGCGUGGUAGUUCUACUUUAGCCAGUUUUAAAAGCGGUGUGCCGAGGCUGUGUUCGGUCUUGGCUUUACGAGCCUUGGUUUCCCGGUCUCAUGGCUGGCUUGACCUUGUUUGUGGGCCGCCUCCCGCCUUCAGCCCGCAGUGAGCAGCUGGAAGAACUGUUCAGUCAGGUGGGGCCGGUGAAGCAGUGCUUCGUGGUCACUGAGAAAGGGAGUAAAGUGUGUCGAGGCUUUGGCUAUGUCACUUUCUCCAUGCCAGAAGAUGUUCAGAGGGCCCUUAAGGAGAUUACUACCUUUGAAGGUUGCAAGAUCAAUGUGACUGUUGCCAAGAAAAAACUGAGGAAUAAGUCCAAGGAAAAGAAGAAAAAUGAAAAUUCAGAGUCCCCAAAGAAGGAACUGAAGCCUAAGAAAGCCAAAGUGGCAGAUAAGAAAGCCAGAUUAAUUAUUCGGAACCUGAGCUUUAAGUGUUCAGAAGAUGACUUGAAAACAAUAUUUGCUCAAUUUGGAGCUGUCCUGGAAGUAAAUAUCCCGAGGAAGCCAGAUGGAAAGAUGCGUGGUUUUGCUUUUGUUCAGUUCAAAAAUCUCCUGGAAGCAGGAAAAGCUCUCAAAGGAAUGAACAUGAAAGAGAUAAAAGGUCGGACAGUGGCAGUAGACUGGGCCGUGGCAAAAGAUAAAUAUAAAGAUACCAAGAUUGUUUCUGCCCCAGAUGAGGAGAAGAGUCAUAAACCUAAAUGUCAUGAAUCAAUUAAAAAGAAUGGCAGGGUGGAAGAGGAAGAAGAUGAUGAAGAUGAUGAUGAGGGUGAUGAUGAAGAUGAUGAUGAGGGUGAUGAUGAUGAUGAUGAAGAUGAAGAGGAGGAGGAGGAUAAAGAAUCAAAAAUGACCAAUCACGUGCAAAUUCAGAAGAGAGCAGUCAAGAGAGCAGCUCCUGAAGAAAGUAGUGAGGAAGACCACUCUGAUGAGGACAGUGAUCUGGAGGAAAGAGAUAGCAUUGAUGGUGGAGAGGGAUUGGCACAGAGUGAUAGCAGUGCUGAAGAAAAAGAGGAUGAAGAUAUACAAGUCUCAAAGAAAAAGAAGAGGAAAUUACCCUCUGAUGUGAGUGAAGGGAAAACUGUUUUUAUCAGAAACCUGUCCUUUGACUCAGAGGAAGAAGAACUUGGAGAACUCCUCCAGCAAUUUGGAGAUCUUAAAUAUGUGCGAAUUGUCUUGCAUCCAGACACAGAGCAUUCUAAAGGUUGUGCAUUUGCCCAGUUCAUGACGCAAGAAGCAGCUCAGAAAUGCCUUGCAGCAGCUUCUCCAGAGACUGAGGGUGGUGGCCUUAAAUUGGAUGGCCGGCAACUGAAGGUUGACUUGGCUGUGACCCGUGAUGAGGCUGCAAAGCUUCAGACAAAGAAGGUGAAGAAGCCAACUGGAACCCGGAACCUCUACUUGGCCCGAGAAGGCUUGAUCCGUGCUGGGACGAAGGCUGCCGAGGGUGUGAGUGCUGCUGAUAUGGCCAAACGAGAACGGUUCGAGCUAUUGAAGCAUCAGAAACUCAAGGACCAGAAUAUCUUUGUUUCCCGGACCAGGCUUUGCCUGCAUAAUCUCCCAAAGGCUGUGGAUGACAAAUGGCUUAGGAAGCUGCUGCUGAAUGCCACUAAAGGGGAGAAGGGGGUGCGCAUCAAGGAGUGUAGGGUGAUGCGAGACCUUAAAGGAGUUCAUGGAAAAACAAAAGGCCAGUCCCUGGGCUAUGCCUUUGCAGAGUUCCAGGAGCAUGAGCAUGCUCUGAGAGCCCUCCGUCACAUCAACAACAAUCCAGAAAUUUUUGGGACUCAGAAGAGACCAAUAGUGGAGUUUUCUUUGGAAGAUCGAAGGAAACUUAAAAUGAAGGAGCUAAGGAUCCAACGAAGUCUGCAAAAAAUGAGUUUGAAGCCUGCAACCGGUAAGCCCCAAAAGGAGCAAAAAGAGCCUGGAAAAGACAAGCAACAGAGUGCAGCUCAGAUUCACACACGGGAACAAAGGAAGAAACCCCCACCCCAGAAGGGAAAGUCAGACUCUACCUCGUGGACAGGGUUCCAGACCAAGGCGGAAGUGGAGCAGGUGGAGCUGCCUGAUGGAAAGAAAAGAAGAAAGGUCCUGGUGCUCCCCUCACACCGAGGACCCAAAAUUAGAUUGCGAGACAAAGGUAAAGUGAAGUCCCUCCCUCCCAAGAAGCCAAAGCCGCAGAUAAACCAGUGGAAGCAAGAGAAAAAGAAAUUAUCUUCCAAGCAGGUACCUAGGAAAAAAGCUAAGGAAAAUAAGGCAGAAAUACGCUUCAACCAGUUGGUCGAACAAUAUAAGCAGAAAUUAUUGGGACCUUCUACAGGAGCACCUCUUGCAAAGAGGAGCAAAUGGUUUGAUAGUUGAUGCUGCUAUCAGACUGGGUAAGAAGUCAGGCAUGUACUUUCUAGUAAAGCUCUUAAUCAUAGGCCCAUACCCAUGUCUUUCACUGAGGGAAAGAAGAUCCCUGAGAGCACCCGCUCUGUUACAAGGCUUCCUGGACUGUGCAUUUCUGAACUUUGGUUCCUCCUCCAGUAUAUGGCUAGUUAGCUACAAAGAAGUAUCUGAAAAACAUCAUGAUGGUUCUUGUGUAUUAUCUGGAAUAUUAUGUGAAGUUGUGUCUAUUAGUACCCAUUUUUAUUCUGUUUCUCAAAUGGAAGCAAUUGUAAAAAGCAUUCUGGAGCACUUUUUAAGAUGUAUGAUUUGUUUUGACCCUUUUAAUAAUAGAUUGUGUUUCAUUUUUAAUACUAAAUCCUUUAUUAUUAACAUUUUUACAUUCUUAACUAGUUCAAUUUUAUAGAUCUGUAUGCUGUAGGAGCUGACUAAGUAAAAGCAGAGAAAAAUGUUUGUCGAGGUAAUCCAUACAAGCUGGAAACCCUUGAGUGGGAAAGCAGUUGAGAGCAGUGGGCCAGGCACAGAGCAGAACCUGCUAAGUGUCUACUAUUAUGAGAGGGUAAUGGCUGGUAGCCAAUUAGAGAUCAAUUUGCAGUGACCACAGACACUCACCUGGCUAGUGAUGACCUGCAUUUCUCUCAUGGAGCAUCUCUUGCUGGGGACUCAGAGCUAGUAGCUGUAGUAGAAAAAGCAGUGGAUACGAGGCCCAGAUCCCUCUAAGUCUAAGUACCGUCACCCUGUGGGUUCUUUCGAGGUCUUAGUUUCUUCACCUGUAAAAUAAGGAGUUUUACUAUUCUCUCUGAUCCUUUGAAGUUCUAAGUUCUUCCUCUAUUUCAUUCUUAUAUUCGUAUUCCUUCUCUCCCUUUUCUAAAGAAAAGGUGGAGUGGGGGACUUAAAUAUUAGAGUCAAGGUCCAUAAGGAUCCUGAUGGCAUGAGGAGUGGGCUGAGUCUGAAAGAUGAAAAUCACUGGAGGCAAACAUAAAUCCCUGUGCUGGGAUCUAAAAUCCCACUGCACAACUUCUGGUGAGAGGGUGGGAGUCAAUUGACUUCAUGUUACAAAGCAGCAGUCUGGCCCUGACGUGUACAAAGGGACCAUUGGGCUGUCUUAGUAGACAUGUGAGGUCUCAGGUGAAGGAGCUGCUAGUACUCUGAGCUGGCCAGUUUACACCUAUAGGACAAAUACAGUGACCAAAUAGGUGAAGGAAACCAGAAUGCCAUGUGGAAGCAGAAUUGGUCUUGACUGUUGUUGAAGCUGGUCAUAGGUAAAUGGAGAUUUGUUACACUAUUCUCUCUGCUUCUGUGAACAUUUGAAAUUUUCCAUAAUAAGAAGUCAAAGAAAAGUUAGUUGAGAAGAUGAAGGAAAGUAUUUUGGCCUGCCUAAGAAGGAAAUUCUUGGUGGGAACUAGCUAUGGGGAAAACACAUAAAGGUAUAUAGAAGCAGAUGAGUGAAAGCCACAAGGAAUCAGAUUUUGACUCAUCAUGAGAAGGAACUUUUUAAUGUAGCUGUCAGGUAUAGGUGUGGUAUGUCUGUGAUACUGUUCAGAUAUAGAUGUGGUAUGUCUAUGAUACUGUCCAGGAACUCCAUUGCUAGAGUUAUGCUAAAAGAGAUGAUAAGGACAGGUCAAAUCAUUAAUAUUUGACCCCAUAAUGACCUGAAGAUGUGUCUGUUUUCUUGCCCAAGUGCCUGAGGCCUGUUUCUAGAGACUGUCUGGCCAUUCCUCUCUGUCCAGUGUCCUGCAUGUACUCAAUCCUCAUUAACUCUGGCCUUUGAAAUGGCUUAGUCCCUGCUUUCCAGUGGUUUCUUAUCUUUCUUUGAUGGGAGUGAUAACAGACAGUGCAGCCCUAUCACCUCUCCUACCUUAUAUUUGUUCAUUCUCCUUUCUGUUCAUUUUUGGCUACAAAGGCCUGCCUUCAGUUCUCUUUGACUCAGCCACCUCAGCCUUUGUGUCUAUGUUCCCUCUAACUGGAAAACUUUGUGAGAGGGACUUUAUCUGGUUUGCUUCUAGUGAGACAGCACCUACAGAAACAGCAUUUAGUCUUGACCCUGGCCCUUAUUAGGUAUCAAGUAAGUGUUUACUAAAUGAAAAAAAACAGGGAAGAAGUAAAUGGUACUUACAAAAGAAGAGAAAAAGUGGGGAACAUAGCCCAGAAUUCUUGAUUCCCUAAUUCAUUCUAGUGCCAUAAAUGGUGCUUUCACAGAACCAUUGCUGAGCUAGGGAUAGAACAGUUUCAUAGCAGUAUUUUGGGAAACCAAUGGAUGCUCUAAAUGCUUUUGGUUGGUUUAGAGGUAGAUGAAAAAGGCCUUGAAAAAUAUUUAGACUUUUUGGAGAAAUCAGAACGACAGGUGCCAUCUCUAAGGCUACCUUUAGACAAUAGGACUCGGGGAGUUUUGAACAUUCUUGCAACAGCCUGUCAACAUACCUGUCCUACAUUUGGGAGGAAGUAAGGUACUUUUAUAAAGGCUGUCAGUAUAGCCACAACCUGCCUAUCAUUUGAUCUCUUUUCCCUUAGCUAACUCUCUCUGCUUGCCAGACACUUUCUCCUCACUGUACAAAUAUCCCUAACAUUUAAAUAUAAUAUAUCUUAACAUUUAGAAUAGAUUUAAAAAGGGUGUUCUUUCAGGUAACAUUGCCAGAUUUUCUUAGAUCCAGAUAUUUCUUCUAACAGCUUUAGCAACCCAGUGUGCUAAAGCAUUAGUCAGUUGCUUGUUAAGUUAUUAUUGCACAGUUCUUUAAAAGAGUGAUAUGAGGACAAAUCAUCUGCUUUCUCAACAACUGGACUCCAUAUAUGGUGUCCUCCUUUGGGACACCUUCCCAUGGGUUCUUUAGUCAGCCAUUGACUCCUUGAGAGUUGUAUUCACUUCUACUUCACUUCAGAGCCUGAUGUUUCAGAAAAUGGGAUUUUCUGAAUUAACAUGAGGGUUGAGUUAUAGACUACUUAGUUACUAACAAGAGUAAACAUUUUUGUUAAUACUGAAGGCCAUCAGUCAAAAUGAUCAAGUUUCAGUGGCAUUUCCCUGCUUAAUUACACAGUAGCCUGACUCAGAGAUAAGAUAUCCAGUAAAGUAUCUUAAGAUGGUGCACAGCUUUCUUUGCCUUGUCCUCUACCCUCCAACCUUGAUUAGUUAGUAGUUUUGAAAAAUCUGCUCUACUUCAACUUGUACAAUUUCUUCUUUUGGAGUUGAGCCUGUGACAAGGAAUGUGCUUCAGCUGUUGUAGAAAUGAGAAUUGUGGCAUCCUCUGUUACAAAGUUAGAGCAUGUGAUUGUUUCUUUGAAAUACAGUCAUGUGUCACUGAAAAACCAGGGCACAUUCUGAGACCUGCUUUGUUAGUCAAUUUUAUCAUUGUGCAAACCUCACAGUGUACUUAACAAACUAAGAUGGCCAUGAUGUCAUUAGAUGAUAUAGUCUUAUGCGGUAUUAUGGUAUGUGGGGAUUCAUCAUUAUGCGGCAUGUGGCUAUACUUUGAAAUAUCCUUUGGUAUGAUUUUUGUCUUGAAAAGAAGAGUAAUCCCAGCUACUUGGGAGACUGAGGCAGGAGGAUUGUAAGUUCAGGGCCAGCCUGGCAACUUAGAACCUGUAAAAAAUAAAAAGUACAGGGGAUGUAGCCAUGGUAGAGUACCCUUGGGUUUAAUCCCCUAAUCCCCUUUAGUACUACAAAAAAUAAAAAUAGAAAGGAACGAAGGAAGGAGGGAAGGACGAAGGGAAGGAAAGAGAAGAAAAGUUUUUCAACUAGAAAUUCAGAGUGAAAAACUUCAAGGCAUCUACUUCUCAUUAUGCAUUUGGCCUUCCAUUGCCUGAGGAGGCAAGGGGGUCACAUGUACCACAGUGAGUACUGACUCCCCAGAAUCUGCAGUUUUAGCUCUCCAGCUGACCUAAGUAGCCAAUUCUCUGCUUAAUACCCCACUGUUUGUGCAGUGAUUGACAGAAUGUCUCUAAGAAGCGACUCUUUCCAAGCAACUUUGAAAGUUUCUGUACUUCUCCUAAGACUGCUCCUUCAUGGAGGUAGCCAUGUUGUUGGACUUUGGGGUGCUGAGACAAGUUUGUAUUUCAUCUUGUCUCUGAUGAUGCUCACCUCUGGUUUUCAACUCACUUCUAGCUAGUACUUUAAGGGCCAGGAUGAGAUUUCUCUCUGACCAAAUAGAGAUUUCCAAAUUUCCCUUUGCCCAAGGUUGACCAGUUUGGAAGUUGUCUACAUGUGUUGCCCUGUUUUGGUUCUUCUUAUCUUGCUUCUUUUUCUUUCCAGGAUUAUUUUCAGAAUCUGAGAUUCCUUGUUGAAUGGGGUGUUAUUCAGCAGCCCAAACAUGGGUGGCAUAUAGAUAUAGUGUGUGGUUUCCUUGGCUUCUGAUUCUGAACUGGUAAUUGGCUGCAGACAAGCUUCUCUACUCAUGAAGGAUUAUAAUGAGAAGACUGUUGGACACAGCCUGGAACCAAUUCUGAGAAGAAAACUGCUGAGUUACCAAAAGACCUAUUGGAUCACCCCCAAACAGAGGAUGUGCCCAGAGCCUUUUAUCAGACAUGAGAGUUCACUGCUGCAAAGCUGCCUCAGAAUCUCCUUCACUGGACAAUUGAUAGAAGGAAAGUCCUUUCUGUGUUUGAGGGCAGGAUCUAUAUUUUAUGCUUUGCUACAUACCCUAUAACACCCAACAUUGAUUUACCCAUAGUAGGAGUUCAUGUAAUACUGUUGAACUCUCUAAAGGCUCUUCUAGGGCUUAGCUGGGCUUAUGAAGGACACGAGUCAUUUCCUGAGAUGAUAAAUAGUGAAGGCCAAUAAAAAGUGAAUAAUAAUAACAAACUACUCUUUACAGUGCCCUGAAUAUAGACCUGUAUCCUUUCUACUGUGCCUUGUCUAUGCCAGUCUUGAUAAUUUAUUUGCCUCUCCUCUCUACUCAAAUGCCAUCUGUCAUUCAGUUCAGGCUUAAGGCCCAGCUCUUCCCUAGGGACCUCAAGCAUCCCAGGGCAUUGCGAUCCCUCUAAGUUGCUGGCGCACUUACUAGUUGACUUCCUCUCACUUAACAGUUCAGGGUACUGUGACUUGUCAUUUCUCUAGGUCUUGCCUUCCUAGGGAGACCAUGAACCCCUUGAUGGCAAGAACUUGCUCCCUGCGAUUCUGGCCCCAGGGCCUGGCACAUGGUCCUUAGAGAUUGGUUAUUAAAGAUGAUAAAGGUAAAGAAUGUCCCUAGGCAUCUGUUGCAGUGAUCUCUCCCCAACCUGUCCUUAUUUUAUGUAUUUUCUCUUUCUCUUUUCUUUCUUGUUCAGUCUUGUAUUAGGUACUUAAAAUGGUUUUAUAUUAGGUACAUAAAAAUGUCAGUUCUUCUCACUUUCCUCCAUUUUCUUUUUUUUCAUUUUCUCUUUUCUGCACUAUUAUCUCGGCCUUAGUCUACCAGCAACUCCCUCACGUGUUGUUUAAUCUGCCUUGGUGGCCAGAACUCCCAUUCCUGUCCCUUUGCGCCCUGAGAGGUUCCCAGCCCUUAUGCACAGGGAGGGAUGGUGGAGGCCAAAUGCAGGAAACAGCAAAGCGGUAAGAAACUGACUCAAGUGUCCCUCUCUAAGCCUGUCUUCCCAACUCUCCCUUCUCCUUUUCCUCCCCCCUGGGUGUUACACUUCAUUGUCUGCAUGUGCUUUACAACAUAAAGAAACUCAAAAGCCAUAUUUUUGAUGAAGCUUUCCCUUUGGAUGCUCCUGCAGGAAACAUGUUAUCUUUAUAUUCUGGUCCAUCGUGGGGAAGACCCCAUCUUGACUUUGGGCACCUGGGAUGCAGCAGGAGGCCCAGAACAUUGUUCCUUUGCUAUUUACAAGAGAAUGGGAUUGAGAUGCACCUUUCUUAUUAGAAACUUUGAAGAGCAUUCUGAGAACAUCCCUCCUCCAGCAGCACAGUAGCCAUCAGUUGCUACAGUAAGUGAGGUGGUCUAGCCCAAGAACACCACAGAAGGGCUUUGGCAGCAGGGUUCUGAGGAAUAGAGCAAGCUUGUGUUACUUCAGAGGUAGGCAACACAAAUAAAAUGAAGAACAGCUCUUGGAGGCAGAGUACUUUGGCCCCUUCCCAACCAGCAGCAUCCUCUUGAAGUCCUAAAGUGACCUCCCUCACCAAAUCAGUGAGAGGAGAAACCUCCCACUGUUAAAACAAAAGCAAUUUCAACGCUCCCAUCCCAGUGCCACCUCAGUCCACCUGGAUGGUACUCCUGGUUCUGAGCCCAUUGAUGGGUUGGAGACUUCUGUCAGUAGGUGGGUUGAUCCAGACCAUUCCACAUGUCCUCCCACUGACGAACAACUCAUGUCCAUUUAAUAACAAGUGAGUAUAGAAUCCUAUAGUGAUCUAAAAUUUAUCUGUCGUCUGUGUUAAGUCAUGGUUGAAUUGCAGCCAUAGGCUCCCUACAGAUAAAAGAGUUGGCAUAUAAUCAACAAAAGCAAUUUCAAAAAAUUGUGUGUAUUGUAAUUACAAUAAAAAACAUUAUAUAUGGUAUUUCUAUGUAUAACGUUUUGCACAUAGUUUUAAUUUUUAAAACUUUUCUCCAUUUUCAGAUUUUCUCAGUUGAAUAUGUAUUUAUUUAUUUUCAGUAGUGGGGAUUGAACCCAGGGACUCUCUACCAUUGAACUCUACCCCUAGCCUUUUCCUAUUUUGAGACAGGAUCUUGCUAAGUAGCUGAGGCUGGCCUCAAGCUUGCAGUCCUCUUGCCUCAGCCUCACACAUUCUUUUUAUCAAUUAUGUGCAUACAUUUUUUAUUCUAGAGAGCUCAUUGUUAAAUAGCACACUAAUGCUAUAAAACCUUUUUUUCUCCUGCUCACACUGUUGCUGGGAGUAACCAGCUCACUACUUUGGGCUGUUGCUAUUUCUUUUUUAAGUCUUCCAAGUAGUGUUCUGCUCAGCCUUCCAGACUUUCUUACUGUUCCUUCAAAACUGUUCUGUUGCUCAGUGGUAGAGAGGUUGCUUAGCAUGUGUGAGGCCCUGGGUUCUAUCCCCAGCACUGAAAAAGAAGAAAUUAAAUAAAUAAGCCCUUUCAAUAUAUCCUGUCUCAGGUGAGCUUCACACCAAACCUGGCAAAAGUCAUUGAGUGGCAAACAUGACCUAUCCAUGUUAGAGCCAAUUAAAUAGGAUGCAGGGAAGAUCCCUCGGCCUCCUAAACUAGGACUAGAACAGGGCUCCUCCCGCUUGGAGUUCUGUCCCCUAGGGCUAUUUAAGGAACUAGUGGACAACACUUUUUAAUAGGUACCCCAAAUGUUUUUAGGGUAAAGAACUGAUUUUUUCAAAUUAGGAGAGGAAAAAAGAAAAGGGAAUUUCAUUCUCACAUUCUUUGGUGAAAUUUUUGAAAAUUUCCCUCAUGUAAUAAACAAUGCA